AGCCUCACGUAGUUGACUGACACAGGAGGAUAUGUCGUACAUAGCGCUAUAUACAUGUGUAUACAAUGAUGAAUGACUGGUGAAUUUGUGCUACUUACCAUGUUCAUAUGCAGUAGCAGAAACACAAUCCCCGGAUGCUACUCAUUGUCCAACAUUCCCAUUUGAUAUAGAAGUCGGAUCAGGGAGAAACUCAUCGCUGAGAUAGAUAACUUGGAAUCAAUCAUCAUCUGCGACAACUUUGAUGGACAGCUGCCACCAGCACAACAUGAAGUGAUCCUGUUACGAUUCAUGUAGUGAGAUCGAAUGGCGAUUCCAAGCCCUAAGAAUGAGGAGGCUACUAUAUGAACUGCCCAUCUUGAUGCUAGUCAUAGCAUCAGCAGCUAAACCAACGGAAAUCAACGAGCUCCCGGAGAGCACUGCUAAGCAGUCAGCACUGUGGUUCCCUGACACAGACAAUAGAAGAGGGAAUACCACGAAGGUUGUAUCGAGCAGUCAGUCGGCGGAGCGUUUCUACAAUUCUGUGAUUGAAGCGUUGGAGAAGAUUAAUGUCCUGCCCCAUUCGUGUAUAAAAUUUGAGAAAAUUACACGUGAAGUGUUGCAUGUGGAUGAAACGGCGAAUGUUCGCACCAUUGGAGUUUAUCUUUAUUUCCAGGAGAGUUCCCAGUGGGGAGAUAAUUUAGAUGAUAGUGUGAAAAGUUCAAGAGAGUUAUCUCCCGAUUCAAAUUUGGAUAAUUCACUUAAGGAGCAGAGUGGUUCCCAACAUAAAGUGCGGUGUCAUUCGGGAAUCUAAAGUUGUGAUGAUGGAUUCUCAUUCGCUCCUGAGGCAGCAGGAUGUUGCGAAUGCGUCCCGCAGUGCAUCGGGAUCGGAAUAUAAUAACACCGUCGCCAGCGUCAUCGUUGGCGCCCAUAGUAACAGCGACUCUGAGAAUGCAGAGGGAGCAAUUACAGGCAUCAGUCGGACACAGCUGGUUGUGAUAUCCACAUGCUCUGCCAUUAUUGGCACCUUCUUCCUAAUUGCAGGCAUCCUGCGAGUGAGGAACUACUACAAGCGGUACCGCCAGCAACAGAGACAGGCAAGUCGACCAACAUUCCGUAGCUGUAGUGUUGCCUUGCGUAACUCAACCCCUUCCAACGAGCAGAUCCACCGGGAUUCCCUCCUCAGUAAAUCCAGCUCAAUCCAGAGCAACUUCACAGGCAGAGGCACAGGUACCCAGUAUCCUGCCAGCCAGUCAUCUCAUGAUAAUUCCAGAAAUAAUUCUCCAAAAGCUUAUGCUGAUAAAACUCCAUUGCUUGUGGUGACAUCCCCAUCUGAUACAACUAACGCCUCUACACCGACGGUGUCCCAAGCAUCGCUGCAGAGUCCUGAAGACCAACCUUCAAAGAGAAAGAAUAUGAAAACACCCAUUACCAACGAAGAUGACAAGGAGAACAGUCCCCUAUUGGUGAACAGUGACGACAAUCACAUUGACAUUGGACAAAUAUCCGAUGAAGGAUAUAUUGAAACAAUACUGAAUAACAAAGGCCCAAUAGACAAACAAACACCAAUGGUAAAUGGUGACAGUGAAAGACCCAAAGAUGUCCCUGUAAAUGAUUCUUGUCCAAAUGUUAAAGAAGUUAGUAACGCACCCAACACCGAAAGGGAGAUAACUCGUGACGGCCUCGUCAACAAUGCACCUAAAUCAUCAACUUCCGAUGGACAGACAGGGCCUGUCCAAUCACCUGAACUUUCCCCAGGAACCAAUGAAGCCACUAUGCUUAUCCCAUUAGAUCCAACCACCAAUGAAAAUGCUGGAUUUGAAGCAUCCAACUUUGGUUUGACCCAAUCAGAUUCCAGUUUGUCAUCAUCCAAUCCGGCAUACGCUUAUGGAAACCAAACCGAGUAUUCCAACGGCCUCAGCCAUUUCGAAGAAAUUAUGAUUCACGGACAGGUUUUCAAUGAUACCUCUCACAGAAAUCCCCGUUUGAAUCCCGUUCAAAUGCCAUCCCUUCGCAGUUUUUCAGAAAAUUCAUUUGAUUACGGAAGUGGCGUGAACACUAACAGAGUAGCGGCAUCAGCGGGCGCCCAAGCGGCUUCGUCAAGGGGAGAUCACCCUGCUACCAUGAUGAGAAGCAUGUCGCUAGCAGACGCCUCACCGAAGGGAAGGAAGGAAAGACGACUGAUGAAAACUAACUCCGUCGUUGGAGAAGUCGCAUCGGAUCUUCCAGUCCACGGACACCUAAGUGGCCCCAUACCUUCAGAACAAUCGGAAAACUGUGUUUCUCCAGCCCCUGCUCAACAGAAAAUGUCGGCUCAAGCAAAGCGUGAGCUAUUUGGUUGUGGACAAGACACAAAUAUUCAAUCGAGUGGUGAAUUAUCUCGAGAAACAUCAACCGAGGUCACUCCGCCAGCCACCAUCACCAAACUCUUGUCAGAGGAGAAAACAACGUUUUUGUGACAUUAUUUUUCUAUUCUUCGUCAUUUGUUACUGUUUUCAUGGUUUUAGAGAAUGUCUUGAGAGAUGAGGAUGAGAUACGUUAGUGGGAAUUCUUCUCAAGGGUGAACCGUAGAUUGCUGUAUAUACUUUCGCAGAGAAUCGUUAUUUGAAAUCUCAGUGUGAAUCAGGAUUGUGGGUUUUACAUUACUUAUCAUCUGUGUAGGUUGUGAUAGAGGAAGAAAAGCAGACCGAAUGUAACGUGACAAGGUUCGCCAGAUCGUCUUUGACGAGUUGCCUCCCUUUGGCGUGCCAGGCACCGAGUAUCGUGGGUUCAAAGCCCAGAUCUAUCCUGAUGAUGUUUCUUGGUUUGUCAGUACCAUACUCGUCGUUAAUGA
This is a messenger RNA of Haliotis rubra (blacklip abalone), 2809 nucleotides long. RefSeq lists its product as uncharacterized. Lineage: Eukaryota; Metazoa; Mollusca; Gastropoda; Lepetellida; Haliotidae. Bases 798 to 2435 code for a protein of 545 amino acids. The record is from RefSeq and is a predicted model, not a curated record. The transcript is spliced from 8 exons.